Messenger RNA from Didymodactylos carnosus, 1633 nucleotides. The record is from the annotation of a GenBank genome assembly. NCBI's taxonomy places the organism in Eukaryota, Metazoa, Rotifera, Eurotatoria, Philodinida, Philodinidae.
UUUGGAACGACUUUGCCGAAUGCCCUAAUAUUGAUUAUUAAUCGGUGCAUGCCUAAUUGGGUUAUUUUUUGAUUCAAAACGGGACAUAAAACAUGCUUCUGUACUGUAAAAGUAGGCCGAACUCAAGAGAUCCAAUACCCAAUAAUAUUGUGAAAAUCCAAUAGAUUGGGUGACCAAUAUUAUUGGUCCCAAUAGAUUGGGUGACCAAUAUUAUUGGUUCCAAUAGAUUGGGUGACCAAUAUUAUUGGGACCCAAUAAAUUGGGUGACCUGUAUUAUUGGAACCCAAUAUAUUGUAUUGGUGCAUGCCUAGAUAUACAUACAUAUACAUUUACUGAUGAAAACAACGGCAUUAAAAAUGGUAAAAAAUAUAUUAUAACAGUUAGAUGUAUUUACGUAUUUGAAUCGAGCUUUGUCCUGCCUAGUCCAUUCGGUUCAUCAUUCAAUGAUGAUAAUUCAUUUCAAUCGGAACCAUUGAUUAUUAAUUUAACAAGUCAAUGUUCGCCACCGCAGUCAAUCGAUCUUAAUGUUAGCAAUAGUAGUGAUUAUCCUAUUAUGCAAACAAAAAUUUACCCUACAACUGAUAGAGAAAGCGAACGGAUGGUUGAUGCAUAUGAUAUUGAAUUAAUAAAGAUAGAAAAUGAUAUACCAUUAGUAAUAAGCAAUGUUGUUCGCGAUUCUUCAACACCAUUUUCGCCUGAAUAUACAUUUGACAUGUUGAUCAUUGAUGCACAGUCUUUGAGUGCAACGCCGUUAAACACUCCUGCUUAUGCAGUACAAGCAAGAGCAAUACAACUUCAUAAUGAAACUUCUUAUCUACAUAAACCAAGUGACUAUGUUCGUAGCAACAAUAUUUUUCGUCGAAUUGCUCAUGUAACAACUAUGAAUGUUAUAUUUCCAACAAUUAUCGCCACAAAUGUACGUGAUUACAAUACAAUUUCAGUUCAAUGGACGAUUCCAUCUUCAUCAAUAAAUGAUUUGUUUGGUUUGGCCAUUCAUGUGUUAUCAAAAGAUCUAAUGAGCGGUACAACUGUGUUGAAUACAGAAUUAUAUUCAAAGAAUCAAAUCUCAGCUGCUACAACAACCACAAUACAAGUAUCUGAUCUGUAUACAAAAUUACAAAAGCAAAUCUCCGCCACAUCAAACAUAUUUGUAAUUGGUAUACGAAGUAAAGUUAGUGUAGAUCAAUCAACGGCGGGAUUGCUGGACAGUAUUAUUGUAUUCGAUAAUACCAUUCAGUCAAUACUGAAUUUUUUAACUCCACCAGUAGUUAUUAAUCAGUUAUUUGAUAUAACCAAUAAUCAAUUAGUAAUUACAUUAAUAGCAGAAAAUUUAUCAGCUGUACAGUAUGAGUGCCAGCUAAUCAACAAUAACAGUAUAGAUUUAACAGCGUUCGUUUUUGAUAUAACGUCAACAUUAUAUCAGAUAUCCUCUAACUUGUCAUUAUCAAUUGAUGUUAAUAAAUUAUAUACAGCAACAACAAAUGAAGUUAGUUGUAAUAAUUUUGCUAUUGUAACUUGUACGAAAACAACGAAUCAUUCACUUAGUAGUUUAACGGGUGUUUAUAAUCUAUCCAAUAUUACUUUGCAACAAUUACAAUCAAUUGAACCAUCAUCAAUAACUUGUAAUUUAUAA